Messenger RNA from Diprion similis, 1091 nucleotides. It is a transcript of the gene apd-3, whose product is annotated as spidroin-1-like. The transcript has 4 exons. The coding region runs from base 46 to 978 and encodes 310 amino acids. The record is from RefSeq and is a predicted model, not a curated record. NCBI's taxonomy places the organism in Eukaryota, Metazoa, Arthropoda, Insecta, Hymenoptera, Diprionidae.
AUUCACCGGACUAGCAGCCCAACCACCACCACACACUCACCAAACAUGAAGGCCUUUAUUGUGUUCGCCUGUCUGGCAGUGGCGACCGCUCGCGCCGGCAUCGCCCACGGACCAGUCAUCUCCUACGGUGGACACGGCGGCGGCCACGGUGCCGGCAUCGCCCUGGUCAGCGGCGGACACGGAGGCCUUGGUGGAGGCUACGGAGGCUACGGAGGCGGAUACGCCGGACACGGAGGCGCUGGCCUCAGCGGCGGACUCGCAGCCGGAGCUGGUACCGCAGCUUCUCUCCAAGGCGGAGCCUCUAGCUUGGGAAGCGGUGGUCUAGGAGCCAGCUACGCGGCCGGAGCAGCGGCCGCUGCUGGUGCUGCAGGAGUUCAACAGAUCGUCUCUGGUGGAGUGACCGGUGGUAGGUCCGACAUCGGACCCGCGGAGGGACCCAAGGCCAACGUCGGACCCCAGAGCGGACCUUCCGAUCUCGUCGGACCCCAGGAGGGCGCCAAGUCCAUCGGUGGACCCCGUACCGGACCCUCAAGCCUCGUAGGACCCGCUGCCGGACCCUCAACCCUGGUAGGACCCUCCCAGGGAACCGCCACCCUCGUAGGACCAUCCCAGGCGACCGCUAACCUGGUCGGACCCAGCUACGGUGGAGUCGCUUUCUACGCCGGAUCCGGUGGAAUCAACGGUGACGACGGUAGCUCUGGCUCCGCCGCUGCCGCCGCUCCCGGAGGUCUUGGAGGCGCUGGUAUCGCUCUUGGUGGAGGUGCUGGUUUCGGACUCGGCGGAGGAUUCGCCGGAGGAUACGGAGGCCCCGGUGCCAUCGCCGUCGUCGGUGGAGGCCCAGGAAUCGCCGGUGGAAUCGGCGGCCACGACGCCGGAGUCGCCGUGAUCAACGGACCCUCCGGAGCCAUCCACGCCGGACUCGGUUCCCACGGAGCCAUCAUCCCGGCCCCAGUUUCCAUCGGUCACGGCAAGUGGUAGACGGUCUUAACAGACAAGCGAUCUCGGCUCGGCGACGGCGGCACACACACACACCAAUCAUCACUGCACUACCGGUUCUUCAUCAUGCGCUGCAAUUUUACCCGCGGGGGGCG